Messenger RNA from Durio zibethinus, 1413 nucleotides. RefSeq names its product putative transporter C405.03c. Lineage: Eukaryota; Viridiplantae; Streptophyta; Magnoliopsida; Malvales; Malvaceae. Gene Ontology annotation, cellular component: membrane. The record is from RefSeq and is a predicted model, not a curated record.
UGUCUAGCGUUUUAGUUCGUGUUUUAGGUGAUGGGUUGGAAGUACAGUGCUGGGUUGGGGUUGAUCGGCACAGUUGUGUUUUUAUGGGUUGUAUCUGCAGAGAUAACACAGAGGAUUUUCGCUGAGUACAAACAGCCAUUUGCACUCACUUAUAUUGGUGUGUCUCUUAUGGUGGUUUAUUUACCCAUAGCAGUGUUCAAGGAUUGGAUCUGCAACUUAUUCGAUGCAAAUGUUUUUAGAAACCUCUACGAUAGUAACUCGGUAAUUAAUACUUCAAUUGGACUCGAUAUUCCUCUUAGAAUCAAUGAAAUGCCCCACUGUGCAGAAGCUGACCUCAGAAGCCGACUCAUAACUGACAAGGAUGUUAGUGAAAGAGAAGAGGGACAGCCUCUCAACACAAGUAAUGAGAAGGAUGAACCUCACUUGCCUCGACAUGGUGGUGGACUGAGUUCAUGGGAAAUUGCCAAAUGUAGUUUAUAUCUCACUCCGAUAUGGUUUAUAACUGAGUAUUUAUCUACUUCUGCUCUGGCAAAUACUAGUGUUGCAAGUACAACUGUCCUUACCUCUACUUCAGGUCUCUUUACACUUUUCUUUGGAGCUCUUCUCCGCCAGGACACCAUAAAUGUUGCAAAAGUUGUCGCUGUAUUUAUUAGCAUGGCUGGUGUUGCUAUGACCACAGUUGGAAAGACAUGGGCAUCAGAUGAAAAGCUUAGUGUCUCUGAAAUUAGAGGGCACUCAAUCACAGGGGAUAUUUUUGGUCUUCUCUCGGCAAUUUCAUAUGGCUUAUUCACAGUUCUGCUCAAGAAAUCUGCUGGAUCAGAAGGAGAUAAGGUUGAUGUGCAAAAGAUCUUUGGAUACAUUGGGCUCUUCACUCUUCUCGGGCUUUGGUGGCUUGUGUGGCCACUUAAUGCUGUGGGGAUAGAACCUCCAUUUACAUUUCCACAUUCAGCAUCUGUUGGGGAGGUAGUGCUGCUUAAUGGCUUUGUGGGAAGCGUUCUGUCAGACUACUUCUGGGCCCUAUCGGUGGUUUGGACAACUCCAUUAGUUGCAGCAUUAGGCACGUCAUUGACAAUACCCCUUGCGAUGUUAGCUGAUAUGGUAAUACAUGGUCGACACUGCUCUGCAGUCUACAUCGUUGGGUGCAUUCAGGUCUUUGCAGGUUUUGUUAUAGCUAACAUGUCGGACAAGCUUUCUGCUAAAUCGGAGUUGAAGUAGUUAUUCGCGAAUCGCGAGUUUCAGAGGAGAUUCAACGCUUUUUUUAUAUGUAAACAAUGUAAUAGCAGGACUUCAGGGGCUUGUUGUUUAUUUGACAAUUACAGGAAAAACAUGAACAAUAACGACUAGCUUAGUCAAAUAUUUUAAUUAAACAUAAACUCCCUACGUUGUUGCUUAAAUUGGAUCAUUUCCCUCUUA